UAUACACAAAACGUUACCUUCUGUACAAACAAGAGUAUUUAAUUAGUGUAAUUCAAAAUAAUUAACACCCAACGUUAAUUACUCAUUAACAAUAUGGACAGGAAAGCUUUUGGCGUAAAAACUUUCAAUAGCCAACGACCGAGGGUCGAUAGAUUCGUGGCACCGAGGGCCUCUUUCGCGGAACUGCGCCGGCGCACCUUGUCCACGUGGAGCUGGGAACCACCGAACACCGACUACUGGUAUACAAAAUACAUAAAACAGAGGCAAUACAUAAACUAUCUAGAUGAUGCUCUACAAUUGGAACCACUGAAGCGGUAUGACGAUAAGGAAUCCACGAAGAAAGAGUCCUGGCCCUGUGUUCCCAGAAAGAGGCGUUACUUAUCAUCAGCCGACAGUAUUCUUGACCUGCCUACGUAUAGCUACGCGACUUUUCCAGAACUCCUUGAUUGGAGCAACGACAAUAUUCUGGUGGCAGCCCUGGGUAGGAACUACCACAAAUGGAGCUGGCGGUCGCAGAAACUGAUUAGCCAAGGCCAGGCGCAGUAUGACAUUCAUUGCUGUAAAUUCGACCCGCGCAGUGAACUGCUUAUAUUAGGAACACAUUACAAAAGUGUGGAGAUUCACGACAGUACGACGAACAGAUGGUUGAGGAGCAGUUGCUGCCGGUGCCGGUUGCUUGUUAACAGCUAUUGCUCUAUCACUACCCUCGACUGGAGCCCGACUGGAAACUCCUUCGUAACGGGCUGUUCCAUGGGAAUGGUGACUUCUUUUACCCGGUGUACCAGAAUAAUAAGCUGGAAGGAAAUGAUGUGUGGCCCGGUGUUGAUCGUGAAGGUGUCACCGGACGCUCGCUACGUCGUCCUCGCCACUCUCAACGCUGACACCGUCUACGUGUUGAGUUGGCCUUCCCUCGAGAUGAUUACAAACGUCGCAUCGGAUUGGACAAUUACGACAUUGGCAUGGCAUCCCUGGAGGAGUGCCCUUCUAGGAAUCGGUGCUAUUAACUCCGAUCUGAGAGCGACAAUCGCCAUGUGGGACGCGCCCUCCGAGAAAGUGUGCGAAGCGAACAUAGGCCAUGACCAGUACAGCCUCGAUGCGAUGCUGUUCAGCGACAGAACUGGAGAGUUGGUGAUCAGCUUGUGGAACUCAGACACGUCCUCGAGACAGCCGAAGCCAUGUUCACAUCUGUUGGUUCUCGGUGACGCUCACACAGUCGUGGACCACUGGGGCGAAGGUACCAGCGGCUUGGACAGAAUACGGACAAUGAUCUUUAGUCCUGACGGAACUAAACUCGCUACAGCAACAGCCGAUGAGGACUUGAUAAUCUGGAACUUUCUACCAGAAGACAAGAAGAGGACAAGAUGCAAAAGAUUCUGCUUGAUGCCUGUCUACCUAGAUACGGCCAUGCACGGCUUCUCGGUACGAUAAAUUUUUCUAGACAAUCAUCGUAAACUUUAUUGCAUUUUUAUUUUUGUUAAUUUGGCUCCUAUUUUAAUUAAAAACUAUAUAUAAUAUGCAAUUUAUAUAUAUAUAUAUAUAGGAAAAUGCUCAAAGACUGACUGACUGACACAUAUAUCAUUUGUACAGCCGAAACUGCUGAAUAUAGAAUCUUUAAAUUUUGUAAACAGACUCUUUAUAGAGCGUAGGUGAACAAGAAUAAUUUUGAAAAUUCAACCCCUAAAAGGGUAAAACGAAGGUUGAAAAUUUGUAUGGAAUUUCAUCAGUUUAGAAGUUAAUGAUGUUAAAUGUUAGAUUCAGACUUAUGGUUCAAAACAAAAUCCGCGAUAAAUCAUAUACAACACGCGAGCAAAGGCGCGGGAAAAAGCUAGUUUUUAAUAUAGUAAUUUUACAGAAUGAUAUGAAAAUAAUUGCUUUUUUACGCUAUAAUUAACAAUAAUAAAAAGUAAUAUAGUUGACAAAUAAAUAAUUAUAUACGAGUAGUUAAAAUUUGAUAAAUUUUUAUUUUACUUAUUAUUUUAUAUUUAUAUAUUUUAGUUCUUAUAAAUUGCUAUGCUGGAUGUAUCAUACCUAAUUAUUUUUAGAUUAAUAAAUUUUAUAUCAAAAUAUACACUUUAUUU
This is a messenger RNA of Galleria mellonella (greater wax moth), 2078 nucleotides long. Its product is annotated as protein cortex-like. NCBI's taxonomy places the organism in Eukaryota, Metazoa, Arthropoda, Insecta, Lepidoptera, Pyralidae. The coding region runs from base 94 to 1428 and encodes 444 amino acids. Gene Ontology annotation, molecular function: ubiquitin ligase activator activity; protein binding; anaphase-promoting complex binding. The transcript has 9 exons. Gene Ontology annotation, biological process: positive regulation of anaphase-promoting complex-dependent catabolic process; anaphase-promoting complex-dependent catabolic process; positive regulation of ubiquitin protein ligase activity. The record is from RefSeq and is a predicted model, not a curated record. Gene Ontology annotation, cellular component: anaphase-promoting complex.